GUAAGCGAUGUGUUGUCAAUUUCUGUACAGGUGUUGCUACAAGAAGUAGCCGUGUCGACUUUCGGACGGUCUGUACGGGUGAAAGCUGGAUUUUCUCUAGUUUGACGGGACGUUUUGUAAAAUGAAAUGAUUAAUUUGUGUCCUGUAAACAUCUAACGGAGAUAAGGCAGUGUGGAUUCUGUUGUGGUGCCGUUGAAUCCUGUGACGUUUAUCUUUUUAUGUUGUGUGACAGUGAGCAAGUGAAUCGUUUUUUUUUAAUUUGAGUAGUUUAAUUGUGUAGUCGCGAGUGUGGCAUUGAAAUUUUAAAGAAGCAGACUAAACAGCCGGCAAGACCUAACAGCGGGAACUAGCGGAGAAUUACAAUCAGAUGUGGUACAUCAUAGACCAGGAAAUCAUAUAAUUCUUCAAGACCAACACAUACAACAACCAUACAAAAAUUACGUAUCCAAGCCAACUACAAGACUGAAUUUUCAAAAAAAAUCCUAAAAAGCAUACACACAUGUAUCACCUUAACAACGCAUCAUGUUGAAAUAUUCAAAACAGGAUCAGCAACACAAAUCCAGGUCAAAUUCAGGUGGAAAUUCCAGUAAAACCACAACUGGCAAAAAGACGAUCAGGUGAAACCUACGUCAUCCAAUAAAACACAAAUCCAAUUGUAAUAUGGAAUUGGGGAAGUCUAGCGCAUCAACUUGUAGAAAUACUCCAUGAACAUCUCAACACAUGACUAUUAUUAGUACUGAGAUAUUUGAAGCACAAUCGCCGGCACUCUUGGAUAAUUAACGUGGAAUUGAAUAUAAUAGACACUUGCACUCUUCUAUUGUUGUCGAAUGUACACAGAAUGAAAAGAUCCAUAAAAUCCAUAAAAGAUACUGAAUGUAUAGUAAGAAAAUAUUUCGACAAAUGGAAAAAUUAAUUGAAUUAUAUUUUCCCUAAAAGUUGAUAACAAGAUUCUAUGAAUGCGCGCGAGAGAUUACUAGUGAAUAUUUUUCAAAAAGAGCUUAGUAAUUUUUUUAUUUCGUGUUUGUUUAUCUGCUUGAUUAAUUCCAUUAUUUGUGCAUUAUUAUUUUUCUAUAAUUUUUAUUCAAAUAUUUCGUUUGAAUCUAUAACGCUUGAAACGUCCGUGUUCAAUCAUAAUGACCACAUUAAGUUUUUCGCGAAUGUUUCGCGGUAAAAUUCGUUCGAAUACAUGUCGUAUUAUUAUUCUGACCUCAUUAGUUUGGGUCGUUGUUGAUAUAAUUUUAAUUGCCCGAUAUUCGGAAUGUAUUGGACCAGAUGGAUGGAGAUGUAAAAGACCUGGAGAAUAUGAUGUCGAGAUUCCUAAUAAAGAGCGAUUGGUGAAAGAAGACGAAGAUCCAAUUGUGGACGACAAUGAAAUCGAUACAGGGAAAUCAUUGGAUGGCGGUGUAACAAUACCGCGUACAUAUCGUAGUGUAUUAUUAAAGAAAUGGCAACCAGCUCCCGUUGUGAGGGAAGCUCGUGGAAAGCCCGGAGAGAUGGGCAAACCUGUUAAAAUUCCUGCUGAAAUGCAGGAGUUAAUGAAGGAGAAAUUCAAAGAAAAUCAAUUCAAUCUUCUGGCUAGUGAUAUGAUCUCGUUGAAUAGGUCACUUGUCGAUGUGCGGCACGAGGGUUGUAAAACAAAACAAUAUGCGGCAAAACUGCCAACUACAUCAAUUGUAAUAGUAUUUCACAAUGAAGCCUGGACAACGCUUUUGCGUACAGUGUGGAGUGUUAUCAAUAGAUCCCCACGUCCUUUGCUGAAAGAAAUUAUUUUAGUUGAUGAUGCAAGUGAAAAAGAUCAUCUUGGCAGAAAAUUGGAUGAUUAUGUUGCAACAUUGCCAGUUAAGACAUUCGUUUUGCGAUCGGAAAAACGAUCAGGACUUAUACGUGCACGGCUUCUAGGUGCUAAGCAUGUUACGGGUGAAGUUAUAACAUUUUUGGAUGCGCAUUGUGAGUGCACAGAAGGGUGGCUGGAACCACUUUUAGCGAGAAUUGUACAAGAUCGACGAACAGUUGUGUGUCCGAUAAUAGACGUUAUUUCAGACGAAACAUUCGAAUAUGUGACGGCAUCAGAUCAAACUUGGGGCGGAUUUAAUUGGAAAUUGAAUUUCAGAUGGUAUCGAGUACCCCAACGAGAAAUGGAACGCCGAAACCAUGAUCGAACUGCACCACUUCGGACUCCAACGAUGGCGGGAGGACUGUUCUCCAUUGAUAAACAGUAUUUCUAUGAAAUCGGAUCAUAUGAUGAAGGCAUGGAUAUUUGGGGUGGUGAGAAUUUAGAGAUGUCAUUCAGGAUUUGGAUGUGUGGCGGUACAUUAGAAAUAAAUCCAUGUUCGCGUGUCGGUCAUGUGUUUCGUAAGUCAACGCCGUACACCUUUCCUGGCGGCACCACUGAAAUUGUUAAUCAUAAUAAUGCGCGACUGGUUGAAGUGUGGCUCGACGAUUGGAAAGAAUUUUACUACAGUUUUUAUCCAGGUGCUCGAAAAGCUCAGGCCGGUGACGUCAGCGAAAGAAGAGCAUUACGGGAACGACUGAAAUGUAAAAGUUUCCGUUGGUAUUUAGAGAAUAUCUAUCCAGAAAGUUUAAUGCCAUUGGAUUAUUUCUACCUUGGGGAGAUUCGAAAUUCAGAAACACAAUCAUGCUUGGAUACGAUGGGUAGAAAAUAUGGAGAGAAGAUUGGCGUCAGUUAUUGUCAUGGUCUAGGAGGAAAUCAAGUAUUCGCUUACACCAAACGCCAUCAAAUUAUGUCAGAUGACCUUUGUUUGGAUGCGUCAAGUUCCCAUGGACCAGUGAAUAUGGUUCGAUGCCAUAAUAUGGGUGGAAAUCAGGAAUGGGUAUAUGAUGACGAGGAUAAAACCAUUCGACAUACAAAUACGGGUAACUGUCUAACUCGGCCAUCACGUGAUGAUCCAACGACACCAUUGUUACGUGCAUGUGACUACUCUCGAGGGCAGCAAUGGCUUAUGGAAUCAAAGUUUAAGUGGCAAGCUCACUAGCACCAUUUCACACAAAUAGUAUACUAACAAAUUAUCAUUUAUUUGAAGAUAAAGCAAAUUGAAAAAUGGAUUGGCUCAGAAGCCAUUUGAAGGAUGACAAGAAAUUUUAUUGAAGAAUUAACUUAAAGACAUUGUCCCGAAUUCCAGUUUAUAAAUGAAUUUUGUGAAAUCUGAAAAAAAUGGAAGAUUGGCGAUAUUUUGAAACAGAUUUAGGAAAGGAUAAUGAGGUCGGUGAAAAGUUUUUAGUGUUUCUAAUUUUCUUUGAGAAAUCAUAUCAAAAAGAGUCGCUUUAAUCAUAGCGACAAGUUUGCUUUGCAAUUAUCCUCAAUCUCAUCUUGUAAUGAAGAAGACUAAAAAAUAGACGUGUCAUACAAAUACGGAAAUGAAUCAAAAACUUGAUAGUCCCUUAUGCUGUGAUUUCAUAUUUCUGCGUUUGGUUUCAUUCUUUUUGAUCGUAUUCAUUUCGAUUUAGAAAAAAGUAUUAGACAACGAAUUAUUUCUUGUAAGUAUGCAUACCAUGAAAACCAUAUUAUGAAAACAGAUACUUUCUUUUAAUACUAAUAUAACGCCCACUUAUUUAGUUGCUUUAUAUGGUUUAGACUGCGAAUCAUCUUGAUAUAUGUGCACAAAAUGGCAGUUCAAUAGAGGUUGUGAAGUUUGGUGCGAUCGCACUGAUAUUUAGCAAACAAAUGUGUCGCACUUCCUUCAGCAUAAGUCUUUGAUAUAUUCAGUUUAUUCCAUAAACUAAUACAUCCGCGUCCUGAAUUUAUUUUCUGAAAUAAAUCUUACUAUUAAAAACACUUUCUCCAAUCAAGAGUACAUAUUCAUUUUUAUAUAAAAUCGAUAAAUAUCUUCCAAACAAAAAAAAAAUAUUUCAACUAAUAUCGUCACUUUUUUGAAUCAAAGUCAUCCAAACUUCCGAAGACAUGUCUGUAACGUGAUUGAGUGAAGUAAACUAAUUAGAAAAUCAGAAUGUAUAAGAAAUUUAUUCAAUUCCUUCAGAUUAAUUCCAUUAAAUGACCUUUCCGGGUUGUAUCUCAGAUACAAACUGUUUAUCAUAUGUUUGUAAAGUUGUGAGAAAUAUUGAAAUUCAUUGUCCAGAACUUUCCGAAGACUUAAUAAUUGAAACUGGUGCUAAAUAAUGUUAGUAAUUUGUAAAUGAUUUUCAGUAUUAAACUCAGUAAUGGAUACAAUAGCGACUCCCUUUUCUACGUUACUGCUAAUCAAAGCAAAUAGAUCCUAAUUCUACUUUAUAAAAAGACACUAAUGAUAUUCAGCAUUUCUCAUAGCUUUCAGUUGCAGAAAACUUCUAACUUAGGCUCUAUCAAAUGGAACAUAAACUUGAUAUUUAAUCAAAUCUAAGUAAAAAGUAAAGAUUCUGGGAAUAAUCGUAUGCGUCAACAUUUUAAAUGAGAAUGAGUUAUAAGAAAGUAUUUAUUUCAUCAAAUAUUAGCGAGUAGUUAAAUGAAGUCGAGUGAAAGUAAGUAUUUUCCAAAUUUAUUGUCUCUUAUAUGGACGGCAAUAAAAAUAUAAUAAAAUUAUAUUCUUCCUUUUUUCGUUUUUCAUAAGUGCAUAUCAGUUUUUGGUGCAAUGAAAUAUAUGCAAGAAUAUAUAUAUAAAAAGAAACAAAAUAGAACCUGUACAUACAAUUUAAACAGAAUAAAACGUUCUGGUUUGAUAAUUCCUUUUGUAUAUUAUGAGAAUAUAGAACUGUAAGGAGAAUACAAUAAUAUUUUAUAAAGUUGAAACUCGUUUUGUAUUUCCAUUACUGCCACCCACAUGACUACAUGCAGAAUAAAUUGACUACAUUAUUCUGGUUGCAAAUGGCAGCGUUGAACGCUUUUCUUCAUAAUUGUGAAUCUAUUCAUGCAUUUGUUGUGCCCCAUCACGUCUUUAACAAACAUGAGGGAUAAGAUUUAUCCUUAAAAAUAUUUGUUUGCCGACAUUAACUGCUCCAAUUUUUAUCUUAUAUCGGACAUCAGUUCAGCAGAUAGUUGGACUCGUUGAAAGUUGUAUCAUUCAAAUGAUAUAUUUUCAUCGUAUUGGAGAGUUGCAUAUUAUUCAACGUCGUCCGACCUCAAAGACCAACGGGAAGCAUUCCAUGCCCACACAUUUGACACUCCACUUUUCCAAAAGUGACACUUUCGGUACAAAAUAAAAUGUCAAUUUCAUAAAAAAUAUUCCUACGUCUGAAACCACCAAUUGUCAUUAGGGUCUUG
Messenger RNA from Hermetia illucens (black soldier fly), 5212 nucleotides. It is a transcript of the gene Pgant5, whose product is annotated as polypeptide N-acetylgalactosaminyltransferase 5. Bases 1134 to 2993 code for a protein of 619 amino acids. Lineage: Eukaryota; Metazoa; Arthropoda; Insecta; Diptera; Stratiomyidae. The transcript is spliced from 12 exons. The record is from RefSeq and is a predicted model, not a curated record. Gene Ontology annotation, cellular component: Golgi apparatus.